AUGGAUGGAGUUCACAACAUCAACAUGAUGGAUAGAGUCCACAACAUCAACAUGAUGGAUAGAGUCCACAACAUCAACAUGAUGGAUAGAGCCCACAGCAUCAACAUGAUGGAUGGAGUCCACAACAUCAACAUGAUGGAUAGAGCCCACAGCAUCAACAUGAUGGAUGGAGUCCACAACAUCAACAUGAUGGAUAGAGUCCACAGCAUCAACAUGAUGGAUAGAGUCCACAACAUCAACAUGAUGGAUAGAGUCCACAACAUCAACAUGAUGGAUAGAGUCCACAACAUCAGUAUGAUGGAUGGAGUCCACAGCAUCAACAUGAUGGAUAGAGUUCACAACAUCAACAUGAUGGAUAGAGUUCACAACAUCAACAUGAUGGAUAGAGUUCACAACAUCAACAUGAUGGAUAGAGUCCACAACAUCAACAUGAUGGAUGGAGUCCAUAACAUCAGUAUGAUGGAUGGAGUACACAGCAUCAACAUGAUGGAUAGAGUUCACAACAUCAACAUGAUGGAUAGAGUUCACAACAUCAACAUGAUGGAUGGAGUCCACAACAUCAACAUGAUGGAUGGAGUCCAUAACAUCAGUAUGAUGGAUGGAGUCCACAGCAUCAACAUGAUGGAUGGAGUCCACAACAUCAACAUGGUGGAUGGAGUCCACAGCAUCAACAUGAUGGAUGGAGUCCACAACAUCAACAUGAUGGAUGGAGUCCACAACAUCAACAUGAUGGAUGGAGUCCACAGCAUCAACAUGAUGGAUGGAGUCCACAACAUCAACAUGAUGGAUGGAGUCCAUAACAUUAGUAUGAUGGAUGGAGUCCACAACAUCAACAUGAUGGAUGGAGUCCACAACAUCAGUAUGAUGGAUGGAGUCCACAGCAUCAACAUGAUGGAUGGAGUCCACAACAUCAACAUGAUGGAUGGAGUCCACAGCAUCAACAUGAUGGAUAGAGUUCACAACAUCAACAUGAUGGAUGGAGUCCACAACAUCAACAUGAUGGAUAGAGUUCACAACAUCAACAUGAUGGAUGGAGUCCAUAACAUAAACAUGAUGGAUGGAGUCCACAACAUCAGUAUGAUGGAUGGAGUCCACAACAUCAACAUGAUGGAUAGAGUUCACAACAUCAACAUGAUGGAUGGAGUCCACAGCAUCAACAUGAUGGAUGGAGUUCACAGCAUCAGCAUGAUGGAUGGAGUCCACAGCAUCAACAUGAUGGAUAGAGUUCACAACAUCAACAUGAUGGAUGGAGUCCACAGCAUCAACAUGAUGGAUGGAGUCCACAACAUCAACAUGAUGGAUGGAGUCCACAACAUCAGUAUGAUGGAUGGAGUCCACAACAUCAGUAUGAUGGAUGGAGUCCACAACAUCAGUACGAUGGAUGGAGUCCACAACAUCAGUAUGAUGGAUGGAGUCCAAACAUCAGUAUGA
Messenger RNA from Candidula unifasciata, 1431 nucleotides. The record is from the annotation of a GenBank genome assembly. Lineage: Eukaryota; Metazoa; Mollusca; Gastropoda; Stylommatophora; Geomitridae.